This is a messenger RNA of Bursaphelenchus okinawaensis, 1830 nucleotides long. The record is from the annotation of a GenBank genome assembly. NCBI's taxonomy places the organism in Eukaryota, Metazoa, Nematoda, Chromadorea, Rhabditida, Aphelenchoididae.
AUGUCACGCCAAGGAGAUGGCAACCGUGAUCGUCGUAUGUUGGCUACGUUGAGAGCUAACUUAGGUAUUAGAGAUGGCCCCCAGGCACGGCAAGCCAAGCCUGCUCCUACUCGUAGAAGCAAGUAUACCUCCAUUGAAGAAGCCUUGGCUACCCUCGAUGAGGCGCUGCAACAGCCCUCCACAUCUUUGUAUGAUUUUGGUGAGUAGUGUAAAUUUUUAAAAGUAUUUUUUAUAGUCAAUAAAUGUGUAGAAUAAAAAAUUUUUGACAUGGCUUUUUUGCAUAUCUCAACUCCCCCUCUUUUUGACCUGGUUUAGACACAAUAUAGAUACUUAUAUUGAAAAUGUUUUAAAAUUCAGAUUGUAUUAUAAAAUACGAAAUUUUCAGAACUAUUUUUGCGACAAAACAACAAAGAUUUUGAUGAAGAAACUUGUGAAAGGAUAGCUGAGAAGGUGAAAGAGUACUGUAUGAAAUCUGAAGAGUACAGGUUCAUAAUCAAAGUAGCCAGCGAUAAUAUCAGUAAGUUAACAUUCUGUUGCGUUUAAUACUUUUAGGCAUCUAAAACUUUUAAUUCUGGUAUUAGCAUUUCAAUCUUGGCAUUACUGUGUCGUUUACUAUCCCUGUAAUGCCACAACUUUGUAGUACUGUGAAAGCGCUAAACUACAGUACUGUUUACUUUACACAACUAACUGUAUAUAACAAAAAUUACUUUAGUACACAUUACUGGUCAUUUCUGAUACUAAUAAUCAAUUUUCAGACUGUCUAGACUUGGUGACAGCCAUUGCCAAAGAGUUUUUGGUACUAGCUAACGAGUACCUGACUGAUGAAGACUCAGACAAACAACAAGUCCCAGAACUUAUGGGUAACGUUGUAGCUUGGAAAUGGCCUCCAGGAAAGGCCAAGGCUAUUGAGAGUGUAAACCCAAUACUAUAUGUUGGUAUCAAUGUGGUCACGUCUUGGGCCAAUGUCAUCGACAGCUAUGUUAAGGUAUGUUCAGUGUUUUAUGUUGCUUUGGUACUUAAUGUGGGUACUCCUUUCAAUAUUAGUGCUUUUUUAGGGUUUUUAAGAUAUAAAAGUAGUCUAUAGUAAGUAUAGCGGAAUAACAUUGUGUUGUAUACAAAGUAAUGAGCCACGGCUGUCAUAGCGAUAUGGAGUUUAACAGCUCAUUACUUUUUGUACAACUUGAUACUUAUUUGGAGGGGCUUCUAAGCUUUAAAGUCGUAGAGUACUAUAGAGUAGAGUAGAUAUAUAUAUAUAUAUAUACUAUGAUUACUUAUUUAAAUUGAAAAACGUGAUUGGUGCAUGAUCUCCAUCAAACCUUAACUUUUCGUAAACGAUAUUAUAAAUAACCCUUUCGUAACAUACGACAAUCACAUUGUUUGAGUCAUUUGUUCCAUAACAUUGUUCACCUUUCUAGAAACAUUCCACGGAAAAGAAAAGCGACGAUGACGAAAGCAAGAGCGAUGAUGAAGAAGAUGAUGAAGGUUUUCCCAAAGAAAUUGUGGAACUGUCGAUUGCAGCACUGUGUACAGUAUGCAAUGUGGCACAAAGAAACUUUUGGCUGAAUUUUAUGGAAGAAUUCGACAAGAUAUUCGUCACUGUCAAGGCUGUUUUGAUCAGUAAUGUGGAGUUGUCACAGUAAGUUUUUAUUUGAUAGGAUUGUUACAGUUUAAAAAGGUUUUAAAAAAUUAAAAAACUAACUUUUAUAUACAAGGUUUAACGUAUCUUAAUUCAGAAGCUGUAAAGAAGGCCUCCUGAACCUGUACAUGAAUCUGUUCAAAUGGUCGGCAGCUGGUCAACCGAAGCUUACUAGCACUCAUACUCAAACAUAG